This is a messenger RNA of Orbicella faveolata, 540 nucleotides long. RefSeq names its product Rieske domain-containing protein-like. NCBI's taxonomy places the organism in Eukaryota, Metazoa, Cnidaria, Anthozoa, Scleractinia, Merulinidae. The record is from RefSeq and is a predicted model, not a curated record. Gene Ontology annotation, molecular function: 2 iron, 2 sulfur cluster binding.
UAAAAGAAACAACAUGUCUAUGUUUUUACAGUAACAAAUUUAAUCAUGUCAGAGCGUUCUAAGACAACAGAAAUCCCUCAAGAAGAACGUGGCCUCACUUCACCUGUCUUUGUUGGCAUUAAGCAGGAUUUUGUGGAAAAACAAAAAGUGAAAUCCAAUGUGAAUGGCAGGGAUAUUGUUGUAUUUUAUCAUAACCAGCAAUUUUAUGCAAUGGACCAACAUUGCUACCAUGCUGGAGGUCCUUUAGAGGAAGGUGAUAUAGAAGACGUUGGUGGGCAUUGGUGCAUCAUUUGUCCAUACCACAAACAGAGGAUAACCUUGGACACUGGAGAGGGCCUGCAUUUCUCAUUUGAUCCUAAAGAUUUCAAGAAGCCACCCAAAUUAUGUUCUAAAGGAACUGUACAGAGAGUCCACCAAGUGCAAGUUGUUGAAGACAAAGUCUAUGUGACACUUUCAGACUCAAAAGAAUACUUUCCGUCAGACUACUUUUACUCCAAACAAAUUAGGAAGAAGUAAUUAACAUCGCAAACAUACUCCACA